Saccostrea echinata is the source of this 1083-nucleotide messenger RNA. RefSeq lists its product as uncharacterized. NCBI's taxonomy places the organism in Eukaryota, Metazoa, Mollusca, Bivalvia, Ostreida, Ostreidae. The record is from RefSeq and is a predicted model, not a curated record. The annotation marks the transcript as partial. The transcript is spliced from 5 exons.
AUCCCGUCCACAGAAAACCUGAGUAAAAAACCCACAACGAUUGUAUCCCAGAGUUCCUUGUAUGAAAAGAGAAAAGCAACAUACGCCAAUGACGGUAACCUGAGUACAAAAUUUCGUUAUUGCGCCCAUACUGCUGUCGACCAGGCUAUUGCUUGGUUCCAAGUUGAUCUAGGAAUACCUCACAGAAUAAAGGAUAUCAAAAUAUAUUACAGAAGAGAAGGUCAUGAGCCUGAAGAUUGGAAACAAUAUAGAUUUAGACAGUUUUAUUUGGAUGUUUCUGACUCAACAGCUACUGAAACUAACACGACACAAAGGACUCGCUGCUAUACAGACAAUACCACAGGACUGGACUUACCUCCUAAUAUCAUUGACAUUUCCUGUGAACAAUGGGCAAGAUACAUCAUUGUGGAGUCCACUUACACAGCUCCAGAAGAUCACCGUUCGACAGGACCAAUACUGGAAAUUUGUGAGAUAGAAGUCUAUGACUUCCUAGAGCCUUUAUCAUGUCCAUCUGAGUGCGACAGAUACACUGGCUACUGUGUGGGGAUAUGUCCUGUUGACUUCUUCGGACAUUUUUGUGAUAAACUAUGCAACGCAAAUUGUGUAGGGGGAUGUAGCAAGGAAACAGGCCUCUGCGAAUACGGUUGUAUUGACGGAAAAUUUGGCCUGACAUGUGAAGAAACUUGCAGUAUAGGAUGCAAUUCUAGCUGUGAACAGUACAGUGGAAAUUGUUCCUGUAAAGCAGAUUGGAAAGGAGAUAAAUGUGAUGAAAAUGAAUCGACUGUCAUUAACAGAGAGGAAGACAUCCACGAAUCCGUUUCACAAGUUUAUAUGAAUCAAUUGUUGCCUAAUAUAAGUACACAGAGUAACGAAGAAAAAACUAUUCAGAAAGAUCCUUAUGUGGAAAAUCAUGGAAUAUAUGUUAAUGAUACAUUUCAAAGUUCAGAAAGUCAAAUGAGUACUAGAAUAAAUGAAGAAGGGGGCAAUAACAGUAGGCAUUUCGUCGAGUAUGAAGAUGUAUAUAUGGCAAUUCAGGGUUUCAAUCCGGAAGAAUCCAUAUACGAAGAACUCCAAAAAACGUAA